UAAAACAGGGAAGCGUGAUAUACGCAAGGAUGAUGGAUCCAUGUUCAGUUGGAGUCCAGCUUCGGACCACACAUGACUGCCAUAAAACCUUCUAUACUCGGCACACAGGUUUCAAGACUUUGCAAGAACUGUCAUCAAAUGACAUGCUUUUGCUUCAGCUUAGGACUGGAAUGACACUGUCUGGGAAUAAUACAAUCUGUUUGCAUCAUGUAAAAAUUUACAUUGACAGAUUUGAGGAGUUGCAGAAGUCGUGCUGUGACCCAUUUAACAUACACAAAAAGCUAGCCAAAAAGAACCUGCACGUGAUUGACCUAGAUGAUGCCACUUUUCUGAGUGCAAAGUUUGGAAGACAGCUCGUACCUGGUUGGAAGCUCUGUCCAAAAUGUACCCAGAUCAUCAACGGAAGUGUGGAUGUUGAUUCAGAUGACCGCCAGAGACGGAAACCCGAGUCAGAUGGAAGGACUGCUAAAGCUCUGAGGUCUCUGCAGUUUACAAACCCAGGAAAGCAAACUGAAUUUGCUCCAGAGAGUGGGAAAAGGGAGAAGAGGAAGCUCACCAAAAAUGCCAGCGCUGGUUCUGACAGACAAAUUAUUCCAGCAAAGAGUAAGGUGUACGACAGCCAGGGCCUGCUGAUGUUCAGUGGCAUGGACCUCUGUGACUGCCUCGACGAGGACUGCUUGGGAUGCUUCUACGCCUGUCCCACCUGUGGCUCGACCAAAUGUGGGGCCGAGUGCCGCUGUGACCGCAAGUGGCUUUAUGAGCAAAUAGAAAUUGAAGGAGGAGAGAUAAUCCAUAAUAAACAUGCUGGCAAAGCAUAUGGUCUGUUAUCUCCCUGUCACCCAUAUGAUAUUUUACAAAUGUGAUCACCCAAAUAAUUGACCAGCAAAGACGAAAACGCAGCAAAGAAGUGUGCAGUGACAGUUCUGGAAGUGAAAUGUGGAUCAUUCGUAAACGGAGUUGUAGAUGUCAUCGCUGGUCAUGGGAAUGUUGAUACCAUUGCUGCUCUGGAGACAGAUGUGCUUCACAGGAACCUGCUGAUGGAAACUUACCCACAUCGCUGAGAAACGUGGCUGUGAUGAGCAAGAGGACUGUCCUAGAGGAAGAUAUGGGAAACACUUUACAUUAAAAGCUUUUAUUGUUAAUAGAUAUUUCGCAACACUGGAAUGUUCAGAAAGGUUCCUAUUUCAUAUGUUAUCCAUAAAACAAGC
This is a messenger RNA of Acomys russatus (golden spiny mouse), 1208 nucleotides long. RefSeq names its product ADP ribosylation factor like GTPase 14 effector protein (gene Arl14ep). The record is from RefSeq and is a predicted model, not a curated record. The coding region runs from base 30 to 863 and encodes 277 amino acids. NCBI's taxonomy places the organism in Eukaryota, Metazoa, Chordata, Mammalia, Rodentia, Muridae. The transcript is spliced from 4 exons. Gene Ontology annotation, cellular component: intracellular membrane-bounded organelle.